AACUAUUUUUCGGUUUCAAAGCCUCACCUUGAGUUCUUUUCGGCCUUAAUAGCUCUUGUGUUGUCAUUGAACAUCCUAACCAAUUUAAUCUCAUCAAAGGUAAUAGUUUAGCUCUGAUGGUUGAAACAUGUAGCCCUUUCCUACUAGCAUCCAAGACCUUAGCUCAACUUGGCUCAACUCUACUCUACAUAGUUGUUACAAUUGAUAAUAUCUUUAAUGAGGAGAGUACUCAUGUAGUUGGGUUUCCAGAGUCCACAAAGUAGCAUGAGAAACCGCAAACAAUGUCUAUGGGCCAUUGCCAUGUUGAAAUUCCAACUUCUUAAAGCUGCAGUGUGUAACUUUUACAAAAACAUGUAUUUUCCAAAUUUGUUAACAUUGUCGCCAUGUCAUGACAGUAUGACACAUAAUUUGUGAAAAGAUUGAGCGUCUCCAACUCCUCCCUGAGCUACUACUAUUGUCCUCUAUAGAAAUUUACCGCUCACAGUCAAAAACAACCAAUCAGAGCCAAGAGGAGAGUCUUAGUGCUAUCAAUCAAUGCUUCUCAAUGUGCUAAUAGCAGAGAAACUGUUUAUCUGCCAUCAUCGGUGGCCAUGCUAACGACCUUUAGCAUUUGUGGCAGGCUAUGUUGUGGUGAACCAGCUGUUGCAUAGCAGAGAGCAAGGGGGAAGAGGUGAACAUGAGUGACUGACAGUGCUAAGACCGCUAACAUUAUACUUUACUUUUAUUAAAUAUGUAAAAAGCGUUCUUUCUAAUGAAAGUUACAUACUUCAGGUCCCCAGCACCUAUCCCUUCAUCCCUACCUUGUUCUCACCUCCCAUUAAUUCAUCAUUGUUCUGUCUGGGAGGGGUGGCGGGUACUAACCAGACUUCAGAAAAGUUAUUGAAGGCUGGACUCCCACACUGAGUUUUCACCCAAGGCUCCAUUCAUUUAGCUCCCAUAUGACUCAUCUCCUCAUUUGUCCAUCCACCAGACUCCUUCUUUUUUUAAGUCUUUACAUUCAUGUGGCGUGGUCCUUGCUAGUAAAAACUCAGUUAUAAGCAGAUAAAUCAGGCUGAAAGUAAACCUUUGGAAUUGCCUUCACCUUAAUCCUAAAUAAAAUAUGAACUCUCUCUGCAGCUUGUAAAGGGAAAUCCAGCCAAAUGAUACUUUGAGAUGUUUAUUUAUGUUGGAGCCUGUGAGGAUCAUUUUUGAGCUAGUGAGCAUUACUGCAAAUUUCUAAUAAAUUUGAACUUGUGAAUAUUUUUUGACAUAAAAAUUCUUUUAGUUGGAAAAUUAUCCCCCCUCUAAAAAUGGUAGGAUGAUCUGUUUAAACAUUAUCCUGGGGUUUUUUUUCUCACCCAGAUACUGUGACAUGAUUUAUUUAUAAUCAUGUCACAUCUUUCUGCUGCAUCCUGUUACACUUUUUCCUGAUCUGUAGGGCGGAGACUAAUGGCCCUUGACAUUGAAAGUCUCCUGAAAGAAAUGCCACUUUUUAGCUCUCCUGUUAAGGUACGAGGACUGCACUUUUUACAAACCUUUGGAUCUUUUCCCCCCAAUUUGGUAAGUCCUGUGGACAACCGGAUCAAUAUAGGAAACAUUAGACAUGACACCAACGUCAAGAAAAAGGAUAUGUUGUUUUUGUCAAUCUACUGUGCUUCAUUUUUGUGAACAGAAUAUAAACGCGAUCUAAUUUACAGUACACUUUUAUUUUUAUCUUGCAAACAAGUGGAAGAAACUUUUUAGAGAGCCUUUGGUUCAUGUGAAAGGAAAAAUUCACAGGCAGGGAGGAGGAUUAUAGGAAGGUCUCUGAGUUGCUUCUUAUCACGCUGUAACAUCCAGCCUGCGGGCGCACUCAAGACGCUUCUUCGAGCUUCAGAGGGAAGAAAGGAAAACUCAUGGAAAACAAAAUGCACGGAAAGAUGAGUGCCAUCAGCACCACGUCGAUCGCUGAUUCAACUGAUUCGAAAGUAAGCGACUUGACUGAUGCUGGAUACAGCAGGUCUGUCAAAGUGGUCGCGCGUAAUUUGGGAAAUCUAGACCCUUUAAUUCAUGGCUUAAAUUCGAGUGGGGACUGCACGGUUUAUAAGGACUGCAAUUCUAUUGAGGCGUCAGUUUCUGCAAAACAGUCUUAUGACAGCAACAGUGACUAUAUAAAGUCUGGUUGUGUUCCCUGGGAAGAAUUAGUUAAACUUCAUAGGUCCAGCGCAUCUCUGUCGGAAAGUGCCGCAAAUCUAAGCCUGUCCUCCACAUCUGGGGCUUGUAAGUUCAUUAAAGACGAAAAGGAGCCCGCUGUGAUUAUGGACACCCCCUGUCCGAAGUUUGACACAUCAUCUGAGAUUCGCACUCUCGACACCUGCUGCGAAACCGACAGCAAGCAACACCUGGGGCUCGAAGUAAUUCCCCGGCCACGGAUGGAGGGCUCUCCUACCUUUCUUAUAGAGCUGACCAAGCCAGAGCAGCUGGGGAACUCCGGAAGGACCGACUCCAGGUGUGCUGUGUCCGCCCAUUCCCCCGCGCCUCACACCACUUCACGUUGGCAGAUCCAAACCCCUAGUUCUGAGCCUCCGUACUGGCUCCACACCGCAGCUAUGACCGAGACGGACGCCUUUCCAGCCAGCAGCUACGAAGGGAUUCAGAACCACAUCCAGACCCAGAGGAACCCUUCACCUUUCUCCACCUUUCCAGGGAUGCAGCCUCAGAGAAUGUGUGUUAUCUGUGGUGAUGAAGCAUCUGGCUGCCACUAUGGAGUCCUAACGUGUGGGAGUUGUAAAGUAUUUUUCAAAAGGGCAGUGGAAGGCCAUCACAGCUAUCUCUGCGCUGGGCGAAAUGAUUGCAUUGUGGACAAAAUUCGGAGAAAAAAUUGCCCUGCAUGUCGCCUCAGAAAGUGUUAUCAAGCAGGAAUGAUGCUUGGAGGCAGGAAACUGAAGCGCUUUGGAGCCUUGAAGGCCUUAGGCUUGGCCCCGUCCCUGAUGUUCCAGUCCCAUUUGGCCAUGUCCGGAGAUGGCCAGGCCCUGACCUCCAUGUCUUGUGUACCAAGCAUCCAUGAGCUUCAGCUUUCCCAACAAAUAAUUAACAUCCUGGAAAACAUCGAGCCUGAGAUUGUGUACUCUGGUUACGACAACUUACAACCUGAAGUUCCCCAUCUUCUGCUCAAUAGUCUCAACAGGCUGUGCGAGAAACAGCUACUGUGGAUUGUCAAGUGGUCCAAGUCCCUGCCAGGUUUUCGAAAUCUUCACAUCAAUGAUCAGAUGACUCUAAUUCAGUACUCAUGGAUGAACCUGAUGGUGUUCUCUCUUGGGUGGCGCUCUUUUCAGAAUGUCACCAGCGAAUAUUUAUACUUUGCGCCUGAUCUGAUUCUUAGCCAGGAGCAAAUGAGGAGAUCCCCAAUUUAUGACCUCUGCCUGGCAAUCCAGUUCAUUCCUCAGGAGUUUGCCAACCUACAAGUGACCCGUGAGGAAUUCCUCUGCAUGAAAGCUAUAAUAUUACUCACCACAGUGCCUCUUGAAGGUCUGAAAAGUCAGGCCGCAUUUGAGGAAAUGAGACAAAACUACAUACGAGAGCUGUCCAGAGCCAUUCACAUGAAGGAGAAGGGCAUGGUGGCCAGCUCCCAGCGGUUCUACCACCUUACCAAACUGAUGGACGCCAUGCAUGAUAUAGUGAAGAAGGUCAACCUGUUCUGUCUGAGCACCUUCAUCCAGGCCGACGGCAUGAAAGUGGAGUUUCCAGAGAUGAUGUCAGAAGUCAUCGCCUCUCAACUUCCCAAGGUUCUGGCUGGGAUGGUGAAACCCCUGUUGUUCCACACGAAGCAGUAAUGCAAACAUCAUGACUCUAUGGUGGUGGCCUUUGACUGGAUUACUGCUGCAGAAUGCUUAAUUCUUCAGACGCUGCAUUCUGCUGUAGUCAAAUGUGUAAACUAUGAUAAAUGCCUCAAUAUAAGGCAAAAUGCUAAAAAAAAAAAAAUGAAUUGACAUGAAUGUAAAGUGCCUACGAAAGCAUGAAUGUCCUUGAUUGUUUAAUUUUCAGUUUUUAAUCAUGUUACAAAAGCAAACUUGAAUAUAUUUUAUUUAGGUUUUCUGUAACAAACCUAC
Messenger RNA from Xiphophorus couchianus (Monterrey platyfish), 4067 nucleotides. RefSeq names its product progesterone receptor (gene pgr). Lineage: Eukaryota; Metazoa; Chordata; Actinopteri; Cyprinodontiformes; Poeciliidae. Gene Ontology annotation, molecular function: DNA-binding transcription factor activity; sequence-specific DNA binding; zinc ion binding. The record is from RefSeq and is a predicted model, not a curated record. The transcript is spliced from 8 exons. Gene Ontology annotation, biological process: regulation of DNA-templated transcription. Bases 1875 to 3791 code for a protein of 638 amino acids.